AGCAGAAAUCCAGUGAGUCUAGCUGCAACAGGAGCUCACUCCUUGGCUUUGUUGACAUUUGUCUUAGUUAUUUUUCCUCUCAUUCUUCCUCUCUCGUUUUUGGUCUCUGUCUCGUGUGGUCAUGUUUGGUUUCAGGUGCCUUGUUUAAUCCCACUCUCCUGGCCUGAGAGAGAUAAGGAGGAGUGAAACUGCAGGCGAGAAGUGAGCAACAAGAUAAAAUGGAUAGCAGAGGCAAGAAGCCUGGUGGGUGGAAUAUUGUGCUGCUAGGGAACAUUGGAAAGGAAAGCGGAGACACCCAGGAUUUCCAUAAAGCCAGCGGCUCAGGUUUUCAGGAUUACUAGCUCUUUCCUUCUCUACAUGCUGGGCAAGAAUCCAGAUGGGAAAACGGAUAAUUCCUUCUUCCUGUAUUUUCCAGCCCAGCUUCUGUGCUAUUUUGCUGCUAUGGACAACAUCCCUGUAAGGAGCUUUCUGCCUGUUGGCAUCUAAAUAACACCUGUGGCGCCGUUGCCUUGGGAGAGACGGGGAAGGGGUGAGGGCAAGAAUCAGCUCAGCUGACACUCCCUCCCCUUUGACCGUCAUCACCAAGGACUUGUCUACACUACAAAAUUAAGUUGACUUAAGGUUGACUGCAUUGGUUGGGCCUCACUUAUGUUGCACCACUCAUGGCUUGCGACUCCAAACAGAAGCAGAGGAGUGAAUGAAUUGAGGCCUGAGCACAGGGGGGCCACGCCCUGUAUCCAGCAGCCAUGCUCCUCCGAGGACUGCGGCUCCAUAGGAAGUGGUGCCGUUUUUCCAGUCCCAUUACUCAGUUCCUUACCUUAACUGUGGUAACGUUUGGCGUGUUGGCUCCCUUGAUUUGCCACCGGCUGCUCCACUCCUAUUUUUACGUACGCCGCUGGCAUCUGAACCCCAUGAGCGAGGAGUUCCUGAAGCAAAACCAGGAGGAUGGCCAGACUGCCCUCCGUUACUUUGAGGGCCUGCGGACUCCUAACUCCUUGGAGAUCUCAGGUGACAAGUCCCUCAGACCAUGGCUGCUCAUCACCAUCGUCACCGUGCAGAGGCGGAAUGAGUUCCACUACGUCCUGCAGGUAGCUUCCCGCUUCCACCGCCUCCUCCAGCAGUGUGGCCCUCGCUGCCAGAGCUACCAGAUCUUUAUCUGUAAUGUGGAGCAGGACCUGGGCAACCACCAGGACGCCAGGCUGUUGGGUAACUUCUUUGCAAUGGUCAGCCGCUACAAAAACUGGGAGGACCCCGAUGCCGCAGUGAACCAGUUUGAAAAAGAGAAGCGGGACUAUGCAUUCUGCAUGGAGCAGUCGCUGUUGGCCUACAAUCCAGAGUACAUCCUUCUCGUGGAAGACGAUGCUGUUCCCGAAGAGGAGAUAUUUCCCGUCCUGCAGCACCUGCUGUUGGAACGGCUCUCAAAGCCACACCUCAGAGAUGCCCUCUACCUGAAGUUGUACCAUCCCGAGCGGCUUCAGCACUAUAUAAACCCAGAGCCCAUGAGGAUCCUGGAGUGGCUCGGCCUGGGCAUGUUUCUGGGCCCCCUGCUGAGCUUUGUGUACUCCUGGGUGUCUAGCCGCCCAAGCCUUACCUGGCCCAUCGUCCUGUUCUUUGCCUUGUACAGCAUGGCACUAGCAGAACUGGUGGGUCGCCACUACCUGCUGGAGCUGCGCCGGCUGACCCCUGUGCUCUACAACGUGGUGCCAGUCACCGAGUGCUGCAUGCCCGCCAUGGUGUUCUCCGCGUCUUCCGCCCACCGUGCCUUAGGUUACCUUCAGGAGCUGCACUGCCGUCCGGGCUUUGCCAAGGACACUGCACUCUACUCUCUGUUGCGCAUCAAGGAUGAGAGGGCCUACGUGGUAGAGCCCAAUUUGGUCAGGCACGUGGGGUUGUUUUCCAGCCUCAGGCCAAAUAACGUCCCUAAACUACUGUGACCCACCAAGAACUGCCUUUAUGGAAAAACUGGGAGCCAAGGGAGCCUUGUCCUUGGACAGAUAUAUCAGGUGUGACUCCAGAGGUCAUGCCAGUUACAACUGUGCUCAGAACUACCAGCGCCACCUAGUGGAGGGAAAGGAAA
Messenger RNA from Chelonoidis abingdonii (Abingdon island giant tortoise), 2077 nucleotides. Lineage: Eukaryota; Metazoa; Chordata; Testudines; Testudinidae. The record is from RefSeq and is a predicted model, not a curated record.